AUGAUUGAUCGCUUUGUUCCCAAACAUGCCUCAGCAGCACUGCUAUGCCUUCUCGCAACGUCCACUAAAGCGCAGCAAAGCUCACCACCACAAGUGAGCUCGGGAGUCCAAUACGUUAAUCCGCUAAUUGGAACAAUCAAUGGAGGCCAUGUUUUUCCUGGUGCAACGCUGCCGUUCGGAAUGGCAAAAGCUGGACCUGAUGUGAUAGGAGAGAACCAAGGAGGAUUCUCUUCGGAAGAAUCUGACCCCAUUUAUGGAUUUUCCCACAUGCACGACUCCGGUACCGGUGGAUCGCCAUCGCUCGGGAACUUUCCAAUAUUUGCACAAGCUGGGUGCCCAAACGAUGACCUCAAUGAAUGUAAAUACCCAAAAUAUCAGCGAGCCACCAACCGUACAGCGGGCAGUGUACAUGCUAAACCUGGAUACUUUGACAUUACUUUGAACAAUAAUAUCAGGACUGAGACUACGGUAACGAACCGCACGGCUUUGUAUCGCAUAACGUUCCCGGAAACACCCACGACGCCAAACACGACACUAAGCCCGCAUAUUCUGGUCGAGCUUACGGAUCUACCAAAUACGCGGAGCGAAGCCAACAUGACGGUAGAUGCAAAGACUGGACGCAUGACUGGACGCGGACGCUUUGAGCCCUCUUUCGGCGUUACCACGUAUCAGUCAUUUUUCUGUAUCGAUUUCGAUGGCGCCGCAGUCAGACGCGCGGGUAUUUGGUCCAAUACCCGAGCAACUACGAGAAAACUGGAUCUAUAUGUCAAACCAUACGACAGCCUUCAAACAACGAGCCAGAAGCCAUCAGGUGGCUGGGUACAAUUCGAGAAGCCCGCCCAGAACAACCAAAUGUUGGUUAGGGUGGGCGUGAGCCUGGUCAGUGAAGAUCAGGCUUGUGCGAAUGCAGAACGCGAGAUACCUUCAUUCGACUUUGAUGGGGUAGUCGAGGCUGCUGACACCGCCUGGCGCUCUAAACUCGAUGUCAUCACGAUUGAGAGUGGGGGUGUGGAUGAAAGCUUCCUUACGUCGUUUUGGAGCGGUGCAUACCGAACAAUGAUCAGCCCGCAAGACUACACUGGCGAGAACCCCUUCUGGAAAUCUGAUGAGCCGUAUUACGACUCCUACUACUGUAUCUGGGAUAGUUUUAGGUCCAUUCAUCCUUUGCUUACAAUACUAGAUCCGCAUAGUCAGACAUUGAUGAUCAGAAGCUUGCUGGAUAUCUAUCGUAAUGAAGGAUGGCUACCAGAUUGUCGAAUGAGCUUGUGUAAGGGGUUCACCCAAGGAGGCUCGAAUGCAGAUGUUGUGAUCACAGAUGCUUAUCUCAAGAACAUCUCUGCUGGUGUUGACUGGAAUUUAGCGUACGAGGCCGUUGUCAAGGACGCAGAAGUUGAGCCCCUCAACUGGGAUGUCGAAGGCAGAGGCGGUCUUGUAUCCUGGAAGAAACUCGGUUACAUCCCCACCCAAAAUACCGACGUCGAAGGCAUAGGCACAGAAACUCGCUCCAUCUCGCGCACAGUCGAAUAUGCCUACAACGAUUUCACCAUUGCCCUACUGGCCCGUGAACUUGGUCACACAGCAGACUACCAAAAGUAUCUGUCGCGCUCUGCCAACUGGAAGAACAUGUUCAAGGCCGAUCAACCCAGCAUCAUCAACGGUACUGACACCGGCUUCGUAGGCUUCUUGCAGCCGCGCUACGAAAACGGCACUUGGGGACUCCAAGACCCCAUUUUCUGCUCCCCACUGUUCAACUUCACGUCCUGCUAUCUCAAUCCCCAAGGUGGCGAAACCUACGAGGGCCCAGUCUGGCUAUACACGUUCUUCGCACCCGGCGACAUGGCCACACUGAUCACGACCCUAGGCGGUGUCGACCUCUUUACCGCACGUCUAGACUGGCUCCACGAAUCCGGUAUUCUGUACGUAGGCGACGAACAGGCGUUCCUUACCAUCUUCCUAUACCACUACGCGGGUCGCCCGGCACUCUCGGCCGAGCGUGCACACCAGUACAUCCCCUCGCUCUUCAACGAUACCGUCGGCGGCAUACCCGGUAACGACGACAGCGGCGCAAUGGGCUCCUUCCAAGCCCUCGUCAUGAUGGGAUUUUUCCCCAACGCCGGCCAAGACGUAUACUUCAUCAUCCCUCCCUUCUUCGAAUCCGUCUCGAUUAAGAAUGGCCAGACGGGCAAGACGGCGACAAUCCGCAAUAUCAAUUUCGAUAAGGAGUAUAAGAAUAUUUAUAUUCAGUCUGCGACGUUGAAUGGGGAGCCGUACACGCGGAAUUGGAUUCAGCAUAGCUUUUUUCUGGAAGGAGGGGUUUUGGAGCUUACGCUUGGCCCGAAGGAGAGUGCGUGGGGGACGGGUGUGGAGGAUGUGCCGCCGAGUUUGGGGCCGGCUGGGAAUGUGACGGGGGCAGGGGUGGGAGAGCAGAAGCGAUGGGAGAUGCAGGAUGUGUGGGGUUGA
Messenger RNA from Bipolaris oryzae ATCC 44560, 2460 nucleotides. RefSeq names its product glycoside hydrolase family 92 protein. Gene Ontology annotation, molecular function: peptide-N4-(N-acetyl-beta-glucosaminyl)asparagine amidase activity; carbohydrate binding. Gene Ontology annotation, cellular component: cytosol; nucleus. NCBI's taxonomy places the organism in Eukaryota, Fungi, Ascomycota, Dothideomycetes, Pleosporales, Pleosporaceae. The transcript is spliced from 4 exons. The coding region runs from base 1 to 2460 and encodes 819 amino acids. Gene Ontology annotation, biological process: carbohydrate metabolic process; glycoprotein catabolic process; protein deglycosylation. The record is from RefSeq and is a predicted model, not a curated record.